AUGGCCGCCCCCUGCACGCGCCCUUCCCAGGCGAUCGAUUUCGACCGUCUGUCACCCGCGGAGCUUGCGGAACUGGCCAAAAAGCAGCUGAUCGCGAUCAGCGAAAAGGACGCCCAAAUCGCCUCCUUCGAGGAGUUUUUGACGAGCCUCAUGGGGGCCUUUCCCGCCUCGAUGAUGCCGAGCUUCGCGGCGGCGACCAAAUCCCCCUCCCCCGCCCCCCCCCAACGUCUGUCUUUGCCAUCCCCCGCGGGUGGGACUUCCCCGCGCGGGGAGUCCGGGGGAGACCCGAAUACGGCGAAUCCCAAUCCUAUUCCCAGCCAUAGUUCCCAGAAUAGUUUUCAUACUUCGCAUAUGACCACGAAUACCCAUGCGGGCAAUCGAAUUCCGCCACCCGGGCGAGGGGAAGGGCCGUCGGCGUACCGCGCGCUCGGGCUGGAGAUCCAGGCCGCGAUGGAGAACGAGCGCAUUCAGUUCAUCACGCGGAUCUCCGAGCUGGAAAGCGGCCUCGCCCUCGCGGAGGGCCACCUGCGGGCGAAAACCCUCGCCCUCACGACCCUGGAGGGCAAAGUGGAGGGUUGGAAGGCCAAAGUCGUCGCCUCCAAGGCGCGGGACCUCCGGCGGAUUGAGGAUUUGCGCGCCAAGCUCGCCCAGCGCGAGCAGGAGCCGCUAAAGCCGGGCGAGCGGCCAUCCCCCGAGGAGGAUGUGCGGGUCGAGGAGGAUUAUAGCCGCUCCGAUCGCUCCCACGCGGAUGGGGAAGUGGAGGAAACUGCCCCUGUGGGGGGGAACGCGAUCACCCCCAGCGCGACGAAUCCCGCGGUGCUUUCCAUCGCGCGGGAGGACGACGGGGCGGGGUUUUUUUCCCGUCCCGGCGGGCUCGAGGAGGGGUCGGCGGCCGCAGGGGGCGACGCCGCGCGCGAUUGCCGCGAUGAACUCACGCGCCGGAUGGAAGGUUUAGCCCCUUUCGUGGCGGAACUUCAGGAGCGCUGCGCCGCGCUGACCGGGCGGAAUCAAACUCUCGAGCGGAAGGUAUGGCGGCUUCGGCGAUUUGCGCUCGCGGUGCUUGCGGAGAUGGCGCGUCGGGUUUCGCACAGCCCUGCCCUUGUAGACGCGAUUAACGAACAGCGAAAGGAACUUCAGAUAUAA
Messenger RNA from Phytomonas sp. Hart1, 1143 nucleotides. The record is from the annotation of a GenBank genome assembly. Lineage: Eukaryota; Euglenozoa; Kinetoplastea; Trypanosomatida; Trypanosomatidae.